This is a messenger RNA of Coregonus clupeaformis (lake whitefish), 5277 nucleotides long. RefSeq names its product nck-associated protein 5-like. Gene Ontology annotation, cellular component: microtubule plus-end. Gene Ontology annotation, biological process: microtubule bundle formation; microtubule depolymerization. NCBI's taxonomy places the organism in Eukaryota, Metazoa, Chordata, Actinopteri, Salmoniformes, Salmonidae. The coding region runs from base 62 to 3964 and encodes 1300 amino acids. The record is from RefSeq and is a predicted model, not a curated record. The transcript has 12 exons.
ACCCACUUUUACCAAAUGCCCACUCAUACACACGGAAUGCUAACUGAAUCCCAGCUACAGUAUGGAUCUGAGGAAUAUGUGCACCAUGUUUGUAGCAUUAUUGAGAGGGAAUAACAACGUCCCUGAAAUUGGAUGGAAAAACAGAAUGGGCAUGGAGGAGAUGGUGAGGAGCCUGCUACAGAACCAGGACACACUGGAGGGCCCCAGGGUGGAUCCAUUAGACCUCAUGAAGGCCUACAAGGACAAACUCCUGGAGGAGAUGUGGAAACAGCAGAACAGUCUGGAGGGCCCACCGCCCCCCUCGACAGAAAGGAGGCCCAACUCUCCAGGAGCCAGCAGUAGUGGACACGAGGAGGACUACGAUGAAACCAAGCCCAUUCUAGAGCGUCUGCGGGCCCUUGAGGUGGAGAACUCUGCCUUGACGAUGGAGAACGACAACCAGAGGAAGCAGUAUGAACGCUGUCUGGAUGAGGUCGCUAAUCAGGUGGUUCAAGCGCUCCUCACUCAAAAGGACCUGAAGGAGGAGUGUGUGAAGCUGAGAACACGCGUGUUUGACUUGGAGCAGCAGAACCGCUUACUGAACGUUCUGUUCCAGCAGCGGGUCAAAACAUCCACCAACCCCAUCUCUCAGGAGGUCCAGCGGAAAGGGAAGACAAGUGUUCCUGCAGGGAGGUGGCCCAGCCUGCUGAGUCUAACCUGUCCACGCAGUAGCUGCAGCGGCAGUGAGGCCUCAUUAUCCAGCGCCUCUACUGAGUACUCCAGUGGCUCACACACUUGGGCAGAAGGACAUCGCUCCUCCAAGCAGUCUGCGAUAAGCCGGGAGAAAAGGAUGAGCGCAGGGUCAGUGUCCAGUAAUCACUCUGUCCCAGCAGAGCAACCAGAUCUAAGCUGGAAGGAGGGCCACAUUCUGAAGGGCCUGAAGAGGCUCCAAAUGCGCAGCCCAGCUCCCAAGGAGACAUCUUCACUCGUCUCUAAGUCACAUUUCAAGGACUGCAUGACCUCCAAUGAGGCCAUAUACUCUCUAGGGGUAAAGGGUGGGCCCCAGGGGGUAGUGCCCAAAUUGGCAUUGGCAAAGGGAAAGCCUUUCAAGCCAGGAGCAGGAGUCUGUACCUUAAUCUCUGACUCAGACGAUGCAGAUGAUGAAUCGCCUCAAUCCCCAGCCAGGGAGUCCUGUGACCAACCCAUUAAAGAGACUCUCCAACUGGAAGGAGAGCCUCCGUCUGAAUUGGGAACGGCACAAGGGGGAAAGAGCUCUACGGACUACAACUCCCAAGAGGAGCCUGUAAGACUCGUAAGAAGUCCCAGCAACUCCUUCUCACCUAUCAAAGAUGUCUUCUUGCACGAGGGUCCCACACUGAAGCCUGGACUCAGCCCAACGGCGAGCCCUACCACUAUGAGUGGACUUGAGAGUAAAAACUGGAUAGAAAAAGACAAGCGGUCUGCCUUUACAGAGUGGAACAUUAGGGAGAGUUACAAUUUGAGGCCAGAGAGUGUUAAACAGCCACAAAAUAAAGUUACGGUCAAACAUCUAGAGGCACGGGCUAAGGAAGUGAGUCUACCCAUUCGGUGUGUAGCAGCCAGAGCUCUGAGUUGGGUUAGUGAGGCCAGACAGCGCAGUGCUUCCAUGGAUACAAAGCAGUACAGAGAGCCGAACAGCCAGGGUGGAGUUGAUACCAAGGACUACACCAUUUUGGAGUCCCGACAGAGGAAAACAAAGCCUAAGGCCUGCGACUCAGCAAGGAAGGCCUUUAUCCUCCGAAGCAAGAGUGCGGACGGAGGUCCAGACCAGGCCAAGCUGCAUCAGCCCCUACAUCAGAAACUUAUAAAAGUCAAUCAAAGGGCCAAUAACCGCUCAAACCCUCCUGGGCCCAGAGGCACUCGCACAAAGAUUAACCUCAGCAAGGCACCAGGUCCAGCUAAGGCAUCAGUACAAAUUGCUGAGAAAGGUGAGACUGCUACUGGUGCAAGAACUUCAGCGCCCCUUGAGAGUACAGUACAGGGCUCCCCCUCUUCUUCCCCUCAGAAACUGGUCAAAGUAUUUGAGCCACCUGUGCUGAAUGAUUGCCCCAAGAGCGCAUCUAAAGUAUCCCAAACAGUAUCCAAACUCCCAUCAAGAAACGACUGUUGGGUAAAAGGCCCCAACUCCAAAAAUUCAGCUGGCUCUCCACUUAAACAGAGGCAGCAAGACCAGCACUCGGAUUCCCCUUGCAAUGAUAUCAGGUCCCCUUCACCUCCACUCCCACCAGGUCGGACCACCUCCCUACUGAUUCAAACUGGUUAUGACUCCUUACCUCAGGCGCAUAAGCCUGUGGUUCAGCCCCAAACCUCUAGCACCGUGAAGGCAACCGCUCGUAGCAUCAAACCUCAGUCAAGUCAUCAUUCAUCUGUUUUACUAAUGCAACCUCAAGCCCCCAACAAAAUGCAAGACACUCGUCAUAUGGCUCCCAAAAUGGGUGUUGAGGUGAAAAAGUCACCGAAACGGGUCCCUGCCAAAGUCUACCAUCCCUUACCAACUUCUACCCCUAUUCAAGAAUCCAAGGAAACAGACUCGUCCCAAUCCUCAAUGAGCAGGACUGUGGCACAAGCCUCCCAUCAGCAAAAUAGUGUCCCCUUUGUGGUGCCAAAUCAGGACAGCUUACCUGUGUCCCAGCAAGGCAAUGGUGAGCCACAAAGUACAGAGCCCUUACCUCAGGCCUCAGCAUCUCUUCUUUGCCAUGACAUAGUUAGUAACUCUCAACAUUCUGUGACCAGGGCAGUAAAUGCAUCCCUUCCUGUUGGCUCCAAAACCAAUGAGACAACCCCAAAGCUGGGCAACAACUUUGCAGUUAUCACGGCUACAAAGGGAGUGCAGACUUUUGACACCUCCAACCAGGACACCCACACACGUCCAAUGAUGCACUGUGUCAAUGCAGCUGUAGCCAAGGCCAAAGCCAGGAGAAAGCUUGAGACCCGCUGUAGCUCACUAGAGGAGCCUGCGCUCCCACCUCCAGUGGCAGAAAAUGGUGUAACUUUGGACUGGGGAUUUGAUGAAGAGAGCUGGCUAUUCAAGCGCUCGGUCUCAGUCUCGACCCGGCAUCCUCUCCAUCCGGUUAUGGGCAUGAACGGAGCAAAGGCACGCAGUCAAAGCUUCGGGGCACGCUACAUGGACAGACCGAACAUCAGCAGGUCUGGAAAAGUCCGUACUCACAUAAAAACUAACUCAGGAAGCUCUUUGAAUUCUCUUGGUGAUGUAUUUCGGGGUAGUAUGAGUUGCUCCAAUAGCUACCAUUGUCCAAUGAACAGAUCCCACAUCAACAAAUUCAUGAUUGAGGAAGACUUGCCAAUACCUCUGCAUCUGGAGGCUUCCAGUGAUCAAUUUGGUCUCAAACACCAGAGGGUAAACUCAUUAUCACAUCUCCAGACUGAGAAACAGUAUCCUAGCACCUUUUGUGAACGCAUCCAUGGGGAACAAGAGAGACAGUCAACAAUCUCCACCAUUGAGGAGAAGGUCAUGAUGGGAAUCGAGGAGAAUUUGCAGAAAUCUCAGCAGCAGGAGAAGACAACUGAAACUAAGCAGAAAUCCGGUUCACUGGCAAACUGGUUUGGAUUCCGCAAGAGCAAGCUCCCUGCUCCGAGAGGUAAAAAAGGAGAUUCUCCAAAGGGAAAGGAGGAGAAGAAGGAACCAAAGCUUGGAUCUCUCUUGGGUGGGAAGCAGGCAAAGUCCGACAAAAUGAAGGAGAGGAGGAAAAGUGAAGGUCAUCGAAUGGAUGGCUCGGUUGGGAAAAGAGACUCCAAAGAUGCAUUGCUCCUCUGCCUUUCGAUGGCCUCCCAGGGAGCCCCAAGUAACAGCAACAUGCAAGGACAAACCGCCAUCUGUGGGGACACAAAGACAAAAACACAGAGGAUGAACAGGGCUGAUAACGACAAAGGAGCUACAUUGAAGAGCCCCAGUGAAGAUCACUUGAUUGCAGUUAGAAUGACAUGAUCAUGAAAAGACUGACAAGGACAACUGCUAAGAAACCAUCAGCAACUAAAUUAUGGAACAAAAUGAGCAGCAUCGAGGGAAGAGAGAGAGAGGGCAAUCAGCAGGCAUGUAACCUACAGGGAGAUGCAUGAUUACAAUGGCUCAUGGCGGGUCAGACAAAAGCACUAUACCAACCUUUAGGAAUAGAACUGCCCAUGAAAACGUGUCACGGCAACAUAUGAAUGCUAGAAGCCUGAAAGUUGCCCAUUUCUGUCUGAUGAGUUUCUGUCCACAUUGUUCAAAUCAGCAAGCCAUUGAUUUACAGUCACAGGCAAUUAUUAUCAUCAUUGGACUUUGUGUUUGGUUUGCUGUACUUGACACACAUUAGCCUCUUUAGUAGCUUUACCAGUUAGCUCACACAUAGGUACUGUGCUGUAAUUUCUAAUUGCUCCUUAUCUUAUCAACUUAAUUGUAGAUGGAUGGCGUGGGAAAAACACCACAAUGAUGUUCUCUCCUUCGGGAGUUCUAUGAAAGGGAUAGUUCACCCAAUUUACAAAAUAACAUAUUGAUUUCCUUACCCUGUAAGCAGUCUUUGGACAAAGUAAGACAGCAAUUCAUGCUUUGGUUUUACUUACAGGGUAAGGUAAGCAAUAUGUAAUUUAGUCAUUUGGGAGAACUAUCCCUUUAACAAUUUGCAACACAAUACUGACUAGCUAGGUUCCAUGCUGGGCAAUAGACAGUUGGGUUGUUUAGCAACAAAACCGAUGCGUGCGCAACUUUGGGGCAAAACAACUGUAAACUCCAAAGGAUUAUUGACAACAUGUGAACUAUAUUUAGUCUCCGAAUGUUUAUUGAAAACAUACUUUUUCACAAUAAGCACUUGUUGCUGUCUCUCAAAUAGAUAAUUACAGUUGUUGGUUAGCUAGCUAGCAAAUUUUUGCCAUAUAAGCAUAGACAUAAGUCAAGCACCUCAAAACAAGACAUGGUAUCAAGAACAAGAUACAACUAGCUGAAACAAACCACCUUUGAUUCCCCACAUGGCAGAUUUUUGUAAUUGUUGCUAGCUAUCUGACCAUUCAGAAUCAUAACACAUGUUCUUCUGCCCCAUCGAUGCGGAGGCAUAAUUUUCAUGACGUUGUCAGGCAACCCGAUCUAUACGUACUGUCAACUGACACUCAAAAUCAGUGCGCAACAAACAUAACUUCAAGGCUGUCUGACUGGCUAAUAAGCUAUCAAUCACAGAAGUAUAGUAUAGGCGGGAUCUCCACUCAUAACAGGGUCGUUCCACCUCAAAAAUCACAAGAAAGAAGAUUGACACCCACCAUCUCAGAUUG